AUGGUUGUUACAGUACUAACCUUGCUAUGUUGUCUGGUUACUCUUAACCAUGCUUCUAAUAGUCACAUCGUUGGAAUACCAAGUAUUGGAACGAGUCAUGGACUUGUUUACGUCAAAAUCGGACGAGAGCUGACUAGGAGAGGUUACAGAUACAGUCUUCUUGUACCAGCCUGGCAAGUGAAUGAAAUUGGACCUAAUUUGGCUGGCAUUGCAGUGAAAUCUUACGACACUCAUACAAAUGGGAAUGAUUUGGAAAAAGUGAUAAUUAAAGAAGCAGAAGGCAAGCUAAAUAUCACCGAGAGAAAUGAUUUUUGGAAGUCUACGUGUGAGGAUUUGCUGAAUGACAGAGCUCUCUUGAAAAGCUUGGGACGGGUAGACUUGAUUGUUUGCGAUAUCACAAGUAUAUGUUGUGCUAUAGUGGCAGAUUUGCUGAAAGUGAAUCGCGUUGACUUGGCUCCCAUCGGAUUUGUAGAUCCCUAUGUGAGUUUUAUUCACAAUUUCCCUUCUCCCGUGGCUUAUGUUCCGCACGGAACUGUCAAACUUCCAAAGAGAAUGUCAUUUUUGGAAAGGUUACAAAACCUGUUGUUGUACAUCUUAGGGUAUGUUAUGCACGAGUUUGUUUUUAUGCCACCCUUUGAAGAUUUGUGGAGGACUCAUGUCAAAGACAGUAAGUUUUCUAGUCUCAGUGAAGUAUUCAGAGCCACAGGAUUGUUAAUAAUUCCAAAUGACUUUGCUUUGGAUUUUCCAAGGCCUUUUGGAGCCCAUGUGAAAGUGGUUGGGCCCAUACUCCCGGAAAAGCCUAAGCCACUUCCAGUAGACAAAGAAAGUUUCAUCUCUGAUGGAGACUUGACAGAAUUAGUAGUUGUUUCAUUUGGGACUGUCAUUUCAAAUUUCAAACCAGAGUUUGUUGAUAGCAUUGCAAAAGGGCUCAUGCAGGUCCCUUCUAAAGUUAUAUGGAAGUAUAAAGGUGAGUUGAGCUUACUGCCUCAAAACCCGAGCAAAAAUAUCAAAGUUGUACCAUGGAUGGAACAAAAUGAUCUUCUUGGACAUGCAGCUACAAAGGUCUUUUUCACUCACGGGGGCUUGAACAGUAUACUUGAGGGCGCUUAUCAUGGGACACCUAUGGUUGUUUUACCUCUCUUUGGUGACCAACCUGCAAAUGCUAUGAAAGUGCAUGAGGCUGGUAUUGGUGUGAUACUGGACUUGCAAAAUUUAACACCAAAUGCAGUAACAAAUGCAAUACUUGAAGUUCUCAGAAAUUCCAGUUAUAAAGAAAAAGCUGAAAGAGUUUCUAGAUUGAUUCGUCACAGGAGAGUCACACCAACUGAAGAGGCCUGUGACUGGAUUGAAUAUGGGCUUCAUAACAAUGCAGGACUGCAUUUAAGGAGUGAAGCUGACAACUUGUACUUUUUUCAAGUUUAUCUCUUAGAUGUGUUGCUUCUAAUAGUUGCGAUUGUUGUUUGUGUUAUGGUUUUGUUCUACUUUUGUCUGAAGUAUUGCUUACAACACAUCAUACAUAAGUGUUCUAAAAAAUCAAAGUCAGAUUAAACUAAAAAAAAAUCACUUAAAUCCUAAAAUUCACUUAUCAGUUUUGAAAAACAGAGAAAAUAGGCAAAACCCUUUUUUCUCAUAUGCAUUUAGUUAAGUGUACUCUCUAGAUCAAAAGUACUUAAUUUACAAACCUCCUCUAUCUACCUCCUCCUAUAUUUUAAGCACCAAAACAAAUAAAUGGCCAAAUGAUGGUGGUACAAUAGGUAACAGUUUAAUGACUUUAUAAGUCCUUCAUUGCAGCAACAGGUAAAUUUUUUCUCAAGUAAUGGAAUAGUGAGUCAAAUUAUCUUAUUUCCUUAAGAAUGAAUGAAGACCCUUCCAUUAGCCAUAAAGCUAUGUGCUGAUCCCUACCAUUGGGUGCUAAAGAGUUCAAUUAUGAAUUAAAUUAUUUACUUGUAGCAUUUGAUGGGCUUAUUGAGAUAAAUAAAAACUACUUUCCCUGAUAAAAACUAAAGGAUAAUCAGAGAUUUGUGCAUCUUCGCCAUCAUUGGCUAACUCCCCUUUCCAGAAACAACUCUGUUUGCCCCAACCUCUGGGAAUGUGAAUGAGGAGGAAUAAGGCUACAUUUAGCCUUUGUGAGCCUUUGUUUCUGUAGUGGAAGUAUAGGCUGUGAGCAGUUUCUAUGAGUAAAGGAAAAAACAAUUUUCGCUCCAUAUUCAUCAAUUCAAGGCAAAUUCUGCGACUUGAUCACACCGUUGACCUCAUUAAUAACAGGGGGGACUGGGUAUACCAGUGGUCAGCAGCAUACAUUACAAUUUUUCUGUACUUCAUGUAUGAGAUCAAAACAAACGUCCCCUGAACGUGAAUGUAAAUCAGUUGACUUUCUACAUUUCUGCGUGGUAAAUAGAAGAAUAUUUAAAAGCGGAACCAAAAAAUGAAGUCAAACGAAAGAAAGGCAUAGUAUUCGACUUGUUUGUGAAUCGCUCCUUUAGGUGAUAUGAGAAACCGUUUUAAACCUGUUUUAUCGACUCCUCGGCCAACUGUCCGACAAAGUAGUUCCUCGGCGGCGGCAAGUUCUGAGGGCAAUGUUAACAACAUAAAUACACCGCAAGAAGAGUCAGCAAGGAAGCCUGCUGGAGGUAUGUUAGCCUGUGAUAGUUUCCUCUUGACAACGUUUAUGUUUCGGUUUUUAGAAAAAUGUUGAUAGUUUUAUAAAAGUUACCCAGUUAUAUGUACCCUUUUGAUCAUCAUGAGUCGUGGGGCAAAUCGAUUCGCUGUGUGUACAUUCUACUUUAAAAUUCGUUUUUCGAUGAGGAAUUCCAUUUUUGGCAAACCCAGCACUGCUCAAUAUUUAUAAGAAAUUAUGUUCUAAAAUCACGUCAACAAAUUGAAUUCGGAUUUCUGAGGAAUUUCAGAGAAAUUUCUGAAGGGGAGCUGGAUACUAAACACGUAACAUUUUGACCGGUAUUCAGAUGUUUUUAAAGCAUAUCUUUGAAGUUAUAGUUUAUUUCCCUCUUUUUACUAGUUUGUGGCAUAAAUCUCAUACUUUUACAAAACUAUAAAAUAAACAUUUUUUACAACUUUUAUUGGUUUCGACUUGAAAGUAUUGUUCAGUGUCGCAUAUGAGUCAACUAUUGGAAAUCUAAAAAAAUGGAGAUGUUUGAUUUCAGAUCUUGUACCCCCUCCACCUUCCUCCCUCUGUCACAACAAAAAAUAAUUGAGUGGCUACCUCAUUCCAGUCUAUUGCCACACCAUGCUCUAGUUACAUUAAAUUCAAGGCUAUUUUGUGUUCUCUCUGCUUAAACAAUAAAUCCUCAGAAUCGUUGGAAGCAAAUUCAUCUACAAAACAAAGGGAUGAUGAAUCAGCAGCAUCAAAGACAUCGUUGUCAUCUUCCACUGCCACUACUGGAUCCCAGCGAAGAUCACGUAUCAAGCCUACUGUUGCUUCUGUGGCUCGUUCUCGUCCAAAUGCGGCAACAAAGAACAAGACAUCUGCAGAUGCUGGAAAAAAUGAGUUGGAUGGAAAGUCAAAGGAGGAGAUUACACCAGUUUCACAAGGCCAGUUGGGUGAUAAAGAAGAUCCAUUGUCUAGGAAAUUAACAUUCGAUGGAGAGGAUGGUGAUGGUACCAGUACUCCUAGUAGUCAAGAGGGAAAUCAGGCAGUAACAUCAACAAGAAACCCUGCAGAGAUAAGUGCCUCUCUUACAAACAUUGAACAAAGAACCCAACCUGUUGCGCAGGAAACAGUGGUAAAACCAUCACAAAUACAGAACAGGAACACAAAUUCUGAUACUGCAGUGCUACAACCUUCCGAUGGUGGGACAACACCUUCAUUACUACGUCGCAAACGGGUCUUACCUAAUCUUGGGUCAGCUGCAAGGAGGAGACGUUCUUCUGUGUCAAAAGAAAAUGUAGAGAAAAAUCCUGAUUUUCAUGAAGUCAGACAAGAAGAAAUAAAUUCAGCUCACAGAGAUGAGGGACUUAUAUCUGUAAGUGAAGAGAUUAUGGACAUUUUUAUUUUAUUUCAAUGAAAACUUCUCUUACAGGAUAAAAAAAUGUGAGUUCGAAGGUCAACUCAAGGUGACCAAUCACAAGUGCAGAUUCAGAGCUUUCAAUAAGAACCAGCUUAAACUGCUCUCUAGUAUCCCAGCUGUAAGUACUUUCUCCUACUUUCACCAAAUUGUACCAUCAUGGAAACACUGUCAAAAAUUUGUACAGCAGCCAUUUCCCAGCUUUGAGUGGAAUUGAAUGCGUAAUUUACCAGUGACAGGUUCUAAUUUGUGAAUGGAUUACAUGUUUAAAAUUUUCCCAAGGUCAAAGCAAACCUUGAGGAUUGUGUGGGAUUUUUUUAACUGAGUAUUUUCCAGUUUUGCAUGAAAUCUGAUGGACCUUAUUGGGUUAUAGUAACUUGACCACUUACCAUUUUGUAAUUGCCCUCUAUUUUCAAACUUUUUGAAAGCCAUGGCAAUUUUUUUUCAGGGACUAAAAAGUAACAUUAUGUAAUUGACUGUAGUAGGGUUUAUAUGCUAAAGCUCUCUUACACAAAUUGGUGAGACAUACAUGUUGAUGUUUUUGAACUCUGAGAUAAAUUAAAAAUUUUACAAACCUUGUUUUCUCUGUUGGUACUGGAAGUUAAGGAACCUGGUUUUUCUACUCAAAUUUAUGCCCUUUGUGCUUUGCACUUGGGUCACUGACUUUGAGAUUUUUAUUUACCACUAACUGAAGAAUAAUUAUACAAGUGACCACAAUUAUUAGUGGUGAAGAUGAAUUAACUGAAAGGGAACUUUUAAAAAAAUACAGGAAGCAAAAGCUUGUAAACUUGGCUUUCCACUUAUUACUAACAGGAUGAAUAAAUUUAGACUUCAUAUGUAGUGCAUAACAAGUCAACCAAAACAUUUGUAACCUAUAAACUUAAGAAACUUUUCUUUGAUAUUGCAGGAACAAAGUGCUGUGAAUUGCAGUGGGAGUAGAGGCAAGAGAUUGCGGACGUUAUCAGAGGAAGACCAAAAUGUUGACUAUGGAACCUCACCUGUCACAGUACCAGAGAUCCACGACAAAGAUGAUGAGGAGGAGGAUGAAGAAAGUAGAAAAAAGGUAUACAGUACACUGAACUUAUGUUUCUCCUUUUGUAACCUUUUACACCUCAUUAUCAGAAUUUAUUUUCUCCUUACUACUCUCUAUACAUUUCAAGGUGCUGACAAGGAGAAUGUUUUGAACAAUCAAGAGCUUCUUUAGUUGGUGAUCAUUUCACGUAUUCUCAUGACCUUCAUGUUUGAUUCAGGAGUGUUACUGUUAUGAGAAAUUAUUUGCCAGUCACUCUUGAGAGUCAAAGGGUUAUACAUAAUGGCAAACUUUGGGCUACAGAGAACUUGUUGGUGAGUUAGCCUGUACACUAGGUUCCUAUACAACAAGUGUCUGGCAUACUGUAAGAAUCUUGGUACUCAUAUUUUUUCUUUUUCCCACAUUGUUACCAUUGAACAGCAUCUCUCAAUAUGACAUGUAGAUGAGCAAACUCAAAAUUUACCUCCUGUUUCAUUUUAAUCUUUUUUAUGUUAUAUUAAAAUGGCAUAAGGCUGUGGGGUGCCUUGUUCGUCCCACUUUGCAGCCCAUCAAGUGCCUUCUUUCCUGUGAAUGGUUGACUGAUCACUUUGCAUUUGUUCCCUAUAGGGUCUUAAAAGAAAGAGAGGUGGCAGACCCCAUAAACUGAAGGAACCAUCAGAUCCCAGUCACAUGACCAUGCAGCAUUUGAUCUACUUCAACCCCAAGACCAACCCUAUGAGGUAAGCUUUUAUCAAUUAGCUCCCAGGAUUUAAGAUAUCAGUUUUCCUUUCUAAGUGUGCCUUUUUUUUUUGUAAUUUAAGCUCUGAAAAUUUAGUGUUGAAUUCAUUAUGGAACAGGGUAAAUUGAGAGGAGAGUUACAAGUUUAAUCAUUUUCUGGAGCUGAGAGCUGAGCCAUUAUUGACCCUUUGAUGUGUAAGAGUGACUGGCAUCUUGUUUCUCCUUACAAUAACACCCCUGAAUCGAACAAAAAGGCCACAAGAAUAAAUGAGAAGAUCACCAACUUAGGAAGCUCUAUAUUGUUAAAAAAAUUCACCUUGUCAGCACCAUAAGAAAUGAAUAGAGAACAGUACGAAGAAUAUUUUGCGUUACCAUCAUUCUAGACAGGUUUAUGUGCUCUUUGUUUUGUUUUGUUUUUGUUUUUUUUGCAAAAUCAACCUUCUUUACUAGUUAUGUAUAGAUUCUAAUGCUGACAUAAUGAGUGUCAUCCCUUCUCUUUGACAAAGGGCUUGUGCUCAAAGCAUCAACUUUGGAAACUCUUUACAAUGGCCAAUUUAGUAGCUAAAACCAAAUUAUCUUGCUGUACCUUCCAGCAUUGCAGCAACACAGUCUCUAUAGAAAAUUACCCCCCCUUUAUUCUGGUAUACCUUUCAAGAGGCCUGGAACAGUGCAUAUAGAUAUUUUAGCCUUAAAAAUGAUACAAAUAAUUGGUGAUGUAAACAAAAUGUUUUACACUGGUUGCAGUUCAAGUUUGACUGGGAGAAAAAGAAAAGCAGAUGACAAGAACAAAAGCAAAAACCUGAAAGGACAAGACCUAAAUAUUUCACAGUAAGUUUGUGAGUUAAAAGGCCACAGGUUGUGUACAAAUUAAUAAUAAUCAUAAUAAUAAUAAUAAUAAUAAUAAAAAAUAAAUAAAUAAUGGUAAGGAUUUCUAUAGUGCGAUAUCUUAUGCUCAUGGCACUUUACAACUGAAUAUUCAAGCCCAAAAAAAUUGUAGAUUAAAAAAAUACAUCAAUAAUAAAACACAAAUAUAUAAAAGUACAAGUUAAAAUUCAUAUCUAAAAAUUAAGAUUAAAAUUAAAAGUAAAAAUUUAAAAUUAAAAAAAAAAAGAUCAGAGCUGUUACAUACACAGGCUAAGUGUAGCAUCUCGAAUUCUUAACCCUUUAACCCCUAAGAGUGACUGGCAUCUAAUUUCUCCUCACCAUAUCACCCCUAAAUCAAGCAUUAAGGUUAGGAGAAUAAAAGAACUGAUCACCAACUAAAGAAGCUCUUGAUUGUUAUACAAAUUCUCCUUGUCGGCACCUUAGGAAAUGCUUAGGGAACUAUAUGGAGAAUAUGCAUACUGAUGUUGGGGUGUAAAGGGUUAAAGAACAAGUAUGGAGAGAAAUAGAAAGUGUUGGGAAGCCAAAUGGUUGCCAGCUAGUUGAAUUUUAAGUAGUAUUUCGUCUUUCCUUAUUUAUAGUGUUGAAAGAGGAAUUACUUGUUGUUUACCUAGUCUUUUCUCCCUUUUCUUCCGAGAUCCUUCUUCCCUAUCAUCAUUAUUGUCAUGAUUAAUAUUUUUUAAGAAAAGUUACAAUUACUGAAGGAGUGGCAAAUGAGAGUUCAGUAGGAGUAUUGAAUACCGUGAUAGUCAUACUGGACAGGUUUUGAAACGAAAAAACGUUGUUGCAUUUAGAAAAUUGUGUCACCAAAUUAGGCUCAAAGGGAUGUAAAAAUCAUAGCGUGUUGCACUAUUUUCUACUUACUCGAACAGCAAACAGUCAAACAGCUUUAGUCGCCUGAAAAGUUGAUCGCGCGAAAAUUUCUUCAAAGCCUUCGAUAAUCUCCUGAACGUCUCGAAUGUCUCGAAAAUAGACUUUAGCCUUGGUCCUCGAAGUUUUCUCAUUUGAGUGGUACUGUAUUUAUUGUAGAAACAAAGAGUUAGAGGAUGGGGCAGCCUCUGGAAGAAACACUUCCUUAGAGAGCCAAGAGCCAGUUGUUGACGCAGAUGACACAGAUGGGGCAGCUGUUGCCCCACGCGUGAAGCUGGCUGCUGAUGGCACCAUUAUACUGGAUGAAGAAAGGUAUGUCUGUCGCUCUGAUCACAUCAACGGUACAGUUAGUCUUCUUCCUAGAAAUCAUCGCCCAAGGGAGACCGGCACAUGUUACAUGACAAGUCCAGCUGGCAGUAAACGAAGCUGCAACUGUAAAUCUCUGAUUGUACCGUUGAGUGUACUAUGAACAUGCUCAUUUUAGAUUCAAGACCGUGUAACCUUCUACGAUAGUUAUUAUCCCUCCCAAUUUUCAACAAUUUUCUUGAUGAUCUAUCGCUAUUCAAUCUGGUGUUCGUCACUUCUUGGAUUAAAAAGGUUUCAAAGACGUUUUUUUUAAAACUUAUUUUAUAAUCUCAUGGAAUUAUUGGCCAGCGGUGGAUGUUCUUAUUCUUCCUCCUUUUGAUGUUUUGUUUCUUUUUGCAGCCUCUUGAUUCCCAAAUCGCCAGAAAAUACCCUAGAAAACAGGUAAGGCGUGAAAAGAUUUCAAAGAACUUGAGUUUCAUGUACUCGAAACUGUCAUUGUUGUUUAUGUCGAUUCCUAUGAACAAUGAACUGUCCAGCAGGCAACCGGUCUGGUCACUCGGAAGUCAUUUCGCCCGAAGUCAUGUCGCGAUAUGACUCAGGUUUCGGGCGUGAUGACUUCCAGGCGACUUGAGCGUAAACCUACAAGGUAAGUAUAGAAACAAAAGGUAAGCAUAUCGCCCUGAGAUAUCAAUGCAUUCUCCCAGCUGGCAACAAAAAAGAAUAUGAAAAUCAGUAGAGAGACUUGAAAAUCAAUUUUUCCAAAGCGAAAAAGCCUCUUUAAGUGUACGUUAGUAGAUGAUGAUGAUGAUGAUGAUGUGUGUGUGUUUUUUUUUUUUGGUUUGCAAGUUCGAAAAUCUUUCUUUUUUCUGCGAUUUACGACAAUCUGACUUGGAUCUCUACCUUUAUUUCACUGCAGUGAAAUCGUCUAUGAAGACGCUGACGCCGUCACUUUUAGUGGUUACUUAAAGCAUAGAAAAGUAGAAAGGUGGUCACUUGCAGGUAUGUUACAUUCUUUGACGGAGAAAGAACACAAUACUUACCGACGACUUCGAAAUUUGGAAGAAAUAUUUCGAUUUAACAAUCGAAGGACUUUGCCCUUCCGAUGUACUUCAUGUGAAUGGUACAAAAAAAUAUAUUAUUUGAAAGGAGCCGGGUUCCCAUCUCUGAAAAAUCACAUGCAACCAAAAAUCAUAGUGCGCUGAGUAUUUAGUUAAUACUUUAAAUUCUUUUUGAUUUGAGAGAAAUGAGAUUCAAUUAAUGCCACUAACAUUGAUGAUCCACUUUCUCAGAGACUCAAACGUUUUACAAAGCUCUCAGUCAAGUUGGAACUGAUUUCAGUCUUAUGACACCGAUAUUCCCAAACAGGACAAGAAGAGAGCUUAAGGUUUGUGGCUGUUGUUGGUUUGAACUGAAAAGGGAUUUCUUUCUCUUGACACCAGUUUCCUGCCCUCUCCAUGAAUUUUAUGUACAUCUUCUGUUGGCCAGAUUUCUUUCCUUUUUCUUCUCUUUCCUUCUUUUCCUUCAAUCUCAUCCCUCUCUCCUUUCCAAUUCCUCAUCCCUUCCUUCAAUCUCAUCCCUCUCUCCUUUCCACUCCCUCAUUCCUUCCUUCAAUCUCAUCCCUCUCUCCUUUCCACUCCCACAUUCCUUCCUUCAAUCUCAUCCCUCUCUCCUUUCCAAUUCCUCAUCCCUUCCUUCAAUCUCAUCCCUCUCUCCUUUCCACUCCCUCAUUCCUUCCUUCAAUCUCAUCCCUCUCUCCUUUCCACUUCCUCAUCCCUUCCUUCAAUCUCAUCCCUCUCUCCUUUCCACUUCCUCAUCCCUUCCUUCAAUCUCAUCCCUCUCUCCUUUCCACUCCCUCAUUCCUUCCUUCAAUCUCAUCCCUCUCUCCUUUCCACUUCCUCAUCCCUUCCUUCAAUCUCAUCCCUCUCUCCUUUUCACUUCCUCUCCUUCCUCUUUUCCAGACCAUCCUUUUGUUAUUCCACUUCCUCCAUCACUUUCGUCUCCACCUUCUUUCCCCUUUAACCUCUCUUCCAGCCUUCGUCCUCCCUCCACCCACUCUUCCCAUUUUCCCUUUCAUCGCCUCCUCCUUCCACUCUACCCUCCCUUCCCCUUUUCACUCCUUCAUACCUACCUUGGCCUCUUCACCUCUCCCUUGAACCUUUGUUCUUCCUAGUUCUCCUUUGCUCACCCCGCUCCCACUCCCCAAUUCCUUUCUGUCUGUUUUUUUUUUCCCUAUAAAAGUUCUAACAUCUCUUUUCAGGCCAAAUUCAAGCGGGAAGAAAAACAGCACAGGACUCUGAUAGAAAAAGCACUUCGUAAGCAUAAAAUAAUAUUUGUGUUCUUCCUUGUUCUGCUAUAUAUAUUGAAAAAAAUAACAUGCUUACGUUGAAGUACAGCUACAUGUAAAAAUCCUGCAGCUCCUGAAGGUGAAUAAGCCGCAAAUUCUUCUUGCGAUUCAAAUAUUUUAUCCUGGAAACAGGUUAAUGAGAAAAGAAAAGCCUAUCAGCUAAAGGUGUCUUCUUGAAAUAAGACCAAAUUCUUCUGUCUUAUUUACAGAGAAAUGUAAAACCGGUAUGGAGAAUUACUAAUUGGAUCUUGCUAAGAGAAUUUUAUAAUCUCUUGACCUUGCGUGUUUGAGGCAAACUGAAAAUUGUAUCAAACAAGGCCUAUCCAACUUUUAGUACAAGGAUUCUCUUGUUUCCACUCCCUUUGGGUGAGAGAGAGACGCCCUCAUUUGACCUUCUUCCUCUAACUCGCUGAAGAGGUGGGAAAAAGAGGGACCCUGGGAACGAGGUUUGGACUUAACUAGUUGACGCAGGCGUAGAGUGGUAUCCCGGAUGGCGAAAAGAAAUCCGGUUCGUGAUAGGCUCAGUAAAGAGUUGCGUACAAAUUACUCCUCCUUGCUGUGUGGUCUAAGCCAAACUGGUGUUCCUAGCUUGACUUGAGUAUUUUUAUCCCUGUAGGCGUCCGUAAUCCUAUUGAUAUAGAGCUGUUUGCUCCUAAAGUCGACGAAGACGAGAUAGACGACGAAUUGGCAGGUACUGAUCCACUCAGCUCAACACCCCGCAAUCAAGAGUUGUGAAGCGGUUAACGUUGCUUAUUCAUGUCUGUAAACCAACGUGAACGACUCAUUGAGCCGGCGAUUUUUGGUAGAGUUGUCGCUAAGAGACUUGAUGCCUGCCGAUCUAUUUCCGUGACAGACUGAAGAUCGUUCAAGUUUGAAUGCAGAUAAGACAGUGGAAAUAAACAUGGGUUGUAUUAUGUUUGAACAAUAGCUCGCUAUUUGGAGCUGGAAGGUGGAAUGAAAUACAGCUUCGUUUUUGGAGUUGCACUAAGAUUUUUCAGAAAUAACUUAAAAAAAUUACUUAAGAAGGUAUACGAAAAUUCUCACAUUUUACUCGGGAAUUGGCUAAAGUUGCGGCAGGUUAUUGACGUACAUUUUCUC
This is a messenger RNA of Pocillopora meandrina, 11269 nucleotides long. NCBI's taxonomy places the organism in Eukaryota, Metazoa, Cnidaria, Anthozoa, Scleractinia, Pocilloporidae. The record is from the annotation of a GenBank genome assembly.